Myxocyprinus asiaticus (Chinese sucker) is the source of this 1245-nucleotide messenger RNA. Its product is annotated as perforin-1-like. NCBI's taxonomy places the organism in Eukaryota, Metazoa, Chordata, Actinopteri, Cypriniformes, Catostomidae. The record is from RefSeq and is a predicted model, not a curated record. The coding region runs from base 344 to 1120 and encodes 258 amino acids. The transcript has a single exon.
CAGGCAAAUAAUUUUUAUUUCCAAAUCACACUAAAGAGUAUGCUGACAAAUUAUUUCAUUGCAUUUGCAGUUACAGACAUACAGACCACCCAGAACUCAGCACCGAAUUCUCAAAACAUCUCCAGCGACUUUCGACACAAUAUGAUGACAAAGCAAAACCCCUGUAUCGAAGGACUAUAGAUAUAUAUGGCACUCACUACAUACGUCAAAUCCAUCUGGAAGGAUGAGUGAGAUGGGUCACAGCUUUUCGAACUUGUCUUGCAACCCUGAAAGGCUUCUCUGAAUCCGAUAUCAAAAACGGCCUGAAUAUUGAGUUAAAAAUGGCUUUGAUUUAUACCAGCCAAUGUCUCUUUCUAACCAGUGCUCUGAAAUCCUUAAAGAUAACAUGAGCAUGAUAUUUUACCAGGUCUUCAUGACGCACAAGAUCAAGGUGUUGGGAGGUGAGAAAUACUUUCCAGACCUUGUUUUCAGCCAAAGUCCAGCUGAAGCAUACUCAAGCUGGAUGAUUAGUCUGCACGACAACCCUGACGUUAUAUCAUACGCAAUUUUCCCUCUCCAUCAUCUGGUGGCUGAUCUCGAGGUCAGUGUCAAUCUGAGAAGAGCCAUGAUGGAGUACAUUGAAGAGAACAUGCUUUCUGUAGAUCAAAAGAACCAAGAAUGCUCUCAGGCACCAAAUCUGGACCACAACUGCUGCCCCAUGAGAGCCAGCCAUGUCAUGUUAGCAGUCUUAUUGCAAAAAGCUGCAGGCCUGAAGGCAGACUUCUUCACUGACGGUUAUGUGAACGUUUGGUACAAUCUUAUGCAUGAGGAGAGUGAGGUGGUUAUGGACAAUAAUGAUCCAGAAUGGAACAUUAGCUAUAAUUUUGGAUCAAUUGAGUUUGGGCAUGAACUUAUAUUUGAGGUGUGGGACAGUGAUGUAUUUUAUGAUGACAUUGUGGGGAGAUGUAUGGUCAGUCCUGAACAUGGGACUCACUCACACAGCUGUAAAUUAAACAGAGGCACCCUUUAUUUUACCUAUAGCGCUUCUUGUGAUGCUCACCUGAGAGAUGUAGCAGAUAUUAUCCAAAAAUUAGAUAAAAGGUGGAAAGUCAAGUGCAGAGAUCAACUGGAUAGAAAAUAAGGGAUACUGUUUACAAAGUUACUAUUUUUUUUCUGAAAUUUUUGCUUCCACUGCAAUUAUAGUGUUCAAAUGUAAUGACAUGGUGAUUCAAGCUAGAAAAACUUGAAGCUGUAGAGAAAUUAUUU